Elaeis guineensis (African oil palm) is the source of this 1912-nucleotide messenger RNA. Its product is annotated as flowering locus K homology domain. The record is from RefSeq and is a predicted model, not a curated record. Gene Ontology annotation, molecular function: RNA binding. Lineage: Eukaryota; Viridiplantae; Streptophyta; Magnoliopsida; Arecales; Arecaceae.
CACCCCCACCCCCCCCCAUCCUUUCACUGCGGCUCGUCCCCUUUCUUCCCUAAUCCCUACUCCCCGUUCCUCCUCAAAACCCUCGAAAUCCCCAUUCUCUCCGUUCUCCGCCAUCGCCGUCGACGAGAGAUCUCCUCCGAAGACCCCCAGUGCCCGAGAUCAUGGAUGCACCUGAGGAAAAUUUUACUGAAAAUGAAGUGAUUGAACCCACCGAGAACUCACACAACCAGAAACAAGGACGGGAUGAAGAUAUCGCUGUUGGCAGUGGUGAGAAAAAAUGGCCUGGUUGGCCUGGAGAAAGUGUUUUCCGAAUACUGAUUCCAUCUCACAAGGUUGGUGGUAUCAUUGGUCGUAAAGGAGAAUCUAUCAAGAAAAUGUGUGAGGAAUCAAGAGCUCGUAUUAAGAUUCUAGAUGCUCCAUCAGGCAUACCAGAAAGAGCUGUAAUGAUUUCAGCAAAGGAAGAGCCAGAUGCACCAAUUUCUCCUGCAAUGGAUGGCCUACUCAGGGUUCAUAAACGCACAAUAGAUGGUUUAGAUGGGGAAUCUACUCAUGCUUCCCAAAACACUGGCAACAUGGUGUCAACACGACUACUUGUUGCAGCCACACAAGCAGGUAGCUUGAUUGGAAAACAAGGAGCAACCAUAAAAUCAAUUCAAGAGGCUUCCAGCACUACUGUUCGUGUUCUCGAUGACCUGCCACCUUUUGCAUUACAUGAAGACAGAGUUGUGGAGAUACAAGGACCACCCGCUGGAGUGCAUAAAGCUGUAGAACUAAUUGCUUCUCAUUUACGGAAGUUUCUAGUUGAUCGUAGUGUACUUCCUCUAUUUGAGAUGCAUAUGUCCAGGCCUAAUUCACAUAUGGAACAGAACAUGCCUCCAGCUCAACCUUGGGGUCAUCCUCAAGGCCUUCCUCCAAAUGCUGGUGUUUCAGCUUAUGGUGGCAAUCCUCAAUUCAUGCCCCCACGGCCACAGGAUAAUUAUUAUCUGCCACCUGACCUCCCUCCUAUGGAAAAACAACCUCACCAUGGUAUAUCAACAUUUGGACGAGAGGCACCACCACCCAUGUCGAUGCAUCCAUCAGCUAAUCAACACUCCCAGCCCCUUGUCUCUCAGGUCACACGUCGCAUGCAAAUUCCACUUUCUUAUGCUGAUGCUGUAAUUGGGACAGCUGGUGCAAGUAUCAGCUACAUCCGUCGUGCGAGCGGGGCAACCAUUACAAUACAAGAAACUCGAGGUGUUCCUGGAGAAAUGACUGUUGAGAUCAAUGGAAGUGCUGCACAAGUUCAAACUGCUGAGCAGUUGAUAAAGAAUUUCAUGGCUGAAGCUGCUGCUCCAGCACAGAACACCGUGGCGCCUGUUGAUCAGGGUUAUAAUUCUUACUCAGCACAUGGGUCCAUGUAUACUUCUCCUCCAGUCAAUGCAGGACCGGCUACGCAUGCUGGUGGAGGAUAUGGAUCUACUUAUGGAGCAAACUAUGGAUAUUAGGAAAACGAGAGGCUGGCCAAAUUAACAGUAAGUUUAGUGCGAACUUACCCCAAAAAGGGAUAGGAUGAUUAUGGCAGAGAAACUUGUGAUGCAGGUCAUGAGAUGCUUGCUACUGCACCUGCCUGUGACCAAAGAUAUGCUCUCUGUACAUUUAGCGAGUCUUUAAGAUUUAGCUUGAGAUGCUUCCGUUUUGUUUCAUUUAUUACUUAAAGGGAAUGCUCUUGCAAUUAGUGUGAUGCCCAUUCUGCUGUAGUUCCCUUGUUUAACUAGUGUUUGGUGAUUGAAUAGCUGGGCCAGGUUUCAGUUCAGUGAUAUUGAGAGUUUGAGUACUCUGAAUCAAUAAUAUUAUUUGGCAUGUGAUGUUAGGUACAACUGAUAUCAGAGACGGUCUGUGCUGGCUACAAGGUGAACGUAUAUUUGAAGUUUUU